Molecule: messenger RNA, 4142 nt
Organism: Sarcophilus harrisii (Tasmanian devil)
Lineage: Eukaryota; Metazoa; Chordata; Mammalia; Dasyuromorphia; Dasyuridae
Gene: RSPO1
Product: R-spondin 1
Exons: 6
Coding region: 567-1355 (262 amino acids)
Source: RefSeq, a predicted model, not a curated record
GGCACCAACCCCGGAGAGGGUGAGCCUCCGGCUCAGCUCCCUUGCUUGCAGAUUGAGCAAUUUGGGAGCGGGAGGAGCCGAGCCUAGCAAAGCGGAGGAGAGGGGGCGCGGGAGGCUGGGCGCACGGGGCUGGCCGGCAGCGCCCCUCGCCCCCUCCCGGCCCCUGCCCGGGCCCCUGUCCCUGCCUUCAGGACUGCAUCAGACGGAACAGGACAGCUGGGGCCCGAGCAUAGCAGGAUAUCCAGUCGAGGUUUCAGUUUGAUGUGACUGUGUCUUGAUGUUCCAGCAGAAGUCAUAAAGCAGCUGUCCCCGGAUGUGACGGCGUCCCUUUUCCCACCUUUCCCCAAGCUUCUGAGGUGGGGAAGGGACUUCUGAAUUCCCUAUGGGGCUGACAGCAGAGCUGGUCCUCCCCUGCCCAUUUCCAUCACCCCCUGAGAUUAUGGUAGCUGUGAGCGAUGGUCCAGACCUGGGACCCACCUCGCUGACCCAGCUCUGCAGCCACUAGCUGGAGCCAGGUGCCCCCAGACCACGCUGCCUUCCAGGGGGCCAGGAGCUGGGGAGUGACUAUGCGGCUUGGACUGUUGGUGGUGGCCCUCAUUCUGAGCUCGAUGCAUCUUGCUGGCAGCAGCCGAGGGUUGAAGGGGAAAAGACAGAGGCGGAUCAGCACAGAAGGAAGUCAGGCCUGUGCCAAGGGCUGUGAGCUGUGCUCGGAGGUCAAUGGUUGCCUUAAGUGCUCCCCUAAACUCUUCAUCCUGCUGGAGAGGAACGAUAUCCGGCAGGUUGGAAUCUGCCUCCCAUCCUGUCCGCCUGGAUAUUAUGAUGCUCGAAACCCUGAUAUGAACAAGUGUAUCAAAUGCAAGAUUGAGAGCUGUGAGGCUUGCUUCAGCCACAAUUUUUGCACAAAAUGUAAGGAGGGUUUAUACCUUCACAAGGGCCGCUGUUACCCAGCCUGUCCUGAAGGUUCUUCAGCGGCCAACAGUACCAUGGAAUGCAGCAGUCCUGCACAAUGUGAAAUGAGUGAGUGGUCCCCAUGGGGGCCGUGCUCCAAGAAGAAGAAGCUCUGUGGUUUCCGGAGGGGUUCAGAAGAACGGACACGCCUUGUGCUACAGGCUCCCUCUGGAGACCGUUCUGUCUGUCCCAGCACUAAGGAGACUAGGAGGUGUACAGUGCAGAGGAUUCCAUGUCCUGAUGGGCAGAAGAGGCGGAAGAACGGGCAGGGCCGAAGGGAGAAUGCCAAUGGGAAUCAGAGCAGGAAAGAAAGCAAGGACACCCGCCCGGGCUCUCCUCGAAGGCGGAAGGGACCGCAGCCACCGCAGCCUCGAGGGACAGAAGGCCCCCUCCCGCCUGCUGCUUAGGGCUGAUGCCAGCCCGGGGCCUGGACGCUGCUAUGUAUAGGAGAGCUUUACCGGACUGGAGUUCUGCUGCAGGGCGUCCUCCUCCACAUGUGCCCGGGCACACGAGACAGGGGGACCCAGCUAGAAAAGACAGACAAUCCCACGGGCCCAUAGCGUGUCCAAACCCAGCUGGGAAGGCAGGCGGGAGCUCGUUCAGACACCCCAGUCUGUGCAGAGAGAGCUCACAAGUGUCUGCAGGAAGGCUCGCCAUGCACACCUGUGCCCAGGGAGGCGUGGGCAGGCACGGGAGGGCACAGCCCCCCACCCACAAGCACGCAGAUAGGCCCCUAAAUACAUACAUGUACCACAUGCCUCGGACUACGUGUGCACCCACUUACAUACUAGCAGGCUGGAGCAGGGAAAGCUUCCAGUCCCUUGGCCACAUGCAGAGGGAGGCCCCCUCAGCUCUGGGCAGAAGCAGGGCUGAGAACACUCGCUUGAGAAGGUCCCUUGAAAGCAAUUAAAAUUUUUCAUUUUUGGAGAACGUUCCCCAGCGGUGGGACCUCUGUCAACCAGGCUGAAGUGUGCAGAUGGCAGUGUUGGCGGAAGAGACAGACAGGGCUGGCUGGGCCUGACUGCCAGGUGGAAGCCCAGGCUCCCUAGAGGCUGGCUUAACAAAGGCUCACCUUCUCUCUCUCCUGUCCCAUGUUUCUGGAUGUAAGACUUUCUCUUGGAAGAAUCUAUGUUAAAUGUCCAUGGUAUGAUGUCAGGGGAGACCAGCCCCUGAAAACUGCUUAAAAAUUUAUUUCAAAUUAAAAAAUGAAAACUACCAGCCAUAGUCCUCAAGGGUAAGGAGAGGGGUGGGGCAGGGUUGGGUAUGGGGAGCAAGGUUAACCUGCAAGAGACACAGCCAGACCUCAGGAGUUUGGGGCAGAUUCUUAAAGAAGAAAAGAAAAAAAAAGAAUCAUGUUGAAAUUGGGACGGCAGUAGCUAGCCCUCUUAAGAACCCCUUAAGAACUAUAAUAAUUCAUAUUUAUAUAGUUUAAUGUUUAUAAACUUCUUUACAUUCAUUAUCGCAUUUGAAUCUCAAUAAUGCUGAGUACUGUAGAUAUUCUCACCCCCCCAUUUUAGAUAAGGAAACGGAGGCUUAAAGAGUUACACAACUUAUCCAUAGUCACAUAAACAAUAAGUAUAGGAGGCAAGAUUUUAACCAAAGUCUUCUUUUCCUUAAGUCCAGUAUACUACACACUAUGUCAUGCUAUCUAUCCUGGGAGAAAAAAAUGUUAUUUGCGUUUGGUUCUCAAAUAGGACCAUGACUUCAGAGAGAUGAUGUCAUGAUAUGUAAGUGAAUUGGAUUUAAGUGAGGGAGGGCUGUAUAAAGUCACCGGCUUCAUUUUCUCCUCUGGAAAAAGGGAAGAGGACUUGAAAUGAGCUACGAUGGAAAAGUUCUUGAUUAUGAAAAUCCUAGAAAGUGAGGAUGGGAAGGGACCUCAGCCUCUAGUUGAACCCAUAGGUGAAUAGGUUUCCCCAUUAAGAGACAGCUGGGUGUAUAGUAGAUAGGAUCAGAUGAGAUAAUAGUUAUAAAGCACCUGGUAGCUGGCACUUAAUAAAUGCAUAUUUCUUCCCUCCCUCAAACCCUGAAUCUGGUCAGAAAGAUCUGAGUUCAAAUGUGACCUCAUUCAUUCUGAGUUGCCGAGACCCUAAGGAUCCUUGGCAAGACAUUUAUCGUGUCUGCCUCAAUUUCCUCAACUGCAAAAUGGGAAUAAAAAUGGUACCUACCUUCUAGGAUUGUUGUGAAGUUCAGACAAGUGUUUAACAUAGCACCUGGCACCUAGUGGGUAUUUCACAAAAUAAAUGUUUCCUUCUUUCUUUCCACUAUAAUAACCUUAGACGGGAUCAUCCAGCCUCUCCUGGAAGAUUUCUAGAGCUUAGAACCUCACUACUCCCAAGGCAUCCCAUUCCACUUUUGUUCAGCUCAGUUCAUUAAGAAGUUUUCCCUUCCACAGAGACAAAGUUGUUCUCUCCAUGACUUCUCCACAUUGGUCCCUUCUUGUUUUGCUUUACUAGAGGUUUUCCUUCCCCAAGUCUUCCCUUUGAUAAACAGUUCAGAGAAUUGGAAAGAAUCUCAGCGGGCAUCUAUUCCAGCCCUUAAGUAAAAUAUAUGAUCCCCUAACACUUCUCCACCUCCAGUUCUAGAGCUAAGAAAAAGUGCAAAUGAUUUGCCCAAGUUCACACAGUAAGUAUCAGAGGUAUGAUUUAGACCAGUCAUCUGAAUCCAGAGCCAGUGUACACCAUUCUCCCUCCAACCAUUCCUAACAUAUCCAGCUUCUCCUUGAAAACCUCCAGUGAUGAGAAGCUCCUUCUCUCUACCAAGAGAACUCAUUCAUACCAUUUUGGACAAUUAUUAUUAACACUUAGAUCUUUCAACCAAUUCUUGUAUGGCAAGGCUUGGAGCCCCCUUGAAUGCAGAAUAAGUAGGGGCCAGAAAGGUGGUAAAAAUCUUCAAGAUCCUCGUUAUGAAGCUUGGUGCAGCAUGUUCUGCUGAAGGCAAGUAUAUGAAAGAAAUAAGAAUUUCAACUUUAUCCUAAAUUUUCUACCUUCUGUACAUCUUCACUCUAUAAGCCUGAUGGUUCCUAACUAGAAUUUGGAGUGUACGCUAGAACCUAGUCUGGUCUAUCCAUAGGCAACUUGAGAGGUGACUACAAGGGAAACUAAAUUAGGUGCUACUGGCACUCAAGUCAGGAAGAUUUAAGUUCAAAUCCAAGCCCACAUAGUUUUCAGUUGUGCCUGAGUAAGUCACUUCAUCUC